GCAAAUAAAUACUCCAAGUCAGGGAGACUAGAGUAUAUCUCCCUGCUCCAAGUGUUCGCCACCAACACAAUUAUGUAUAAUACUUACUGCAUGUAGUCUAUAAAUUAUUCAAAAAAAAAUUAGAAUUCCAAGAUGUAAAAAUAAUUACGUAAACACUCAGUUCAAGACUAUUACAUUAAUAGUACAAAUUUCAUAAUAAAACAAUGCUAUGACAGUGGUUAGUUGACAACAACUAAGAAGCAACUUUAUAAUUAAAUUAUUAUUAUGGUUUUGUUUAUCCCUGCUGAAAUCUUUUUAAUCCUGUUAUGAAAUAUUUUAUAUCGAUUAGAUGAUUGUUAUUUUUAUAUAUAAAUUUUAUUACACAUAAAUUAUUUUUGUAAACUAAAAUGUAUACUAGAUAUUGAUAAUACUAAAGCUCAGUGAUUAUCAUAAGAAUACAAUCUUUUAUUAUCAUAAGAAUACAAAGCAGUAUAAUUUGUGAUACAGAAAAAAGUAACUCCGACAAUAUCAAAGUGAAAAUGAACAUAUAUUAAUUUGUGAUUAAUGACUCAUCACCUAACGAUGAAAUUGUACAAAAGUGUGUUAUAAUUGCUACAAAAACUAUAUUGAUAAAUAUUUAUAUGUAAAUUAUGUGCAAAGAUUUAAAAAAAAUUUUUUUCAAAUUGAAGCUUUAUAAAUAUUUAGCACUUUAUCAAAAUGAGUAAAGCGCAAACUCCAAGCAUGGAAGAAGAGUACGUAGAAGAAACAUUUGUUUUCAAAUUUCCAACAUGUACAACAAAUGAAGAAUAUACUUUACAGAUUCCGAUAAAAAUUCCUUUUCGAGGAUCUGUAAAAGAAUUGGUUCAUAGGAUAAUGUCAUCAUUUAAACUGCCAUGUUAUGUAGAAAUUGAGUUACUCAAUUCUUUGGAAACUAGUAUUAAAGAAUGGACUACAAAAUUUCAUGAUGAGAGAUCAGAAAAACUUAUAGAUGCUGCUAAGAAUGGAGACCUUGAUGUAGAAGAAAUAAUAAAAAACUGGGAAAAAGUAUAUAAACAAAAAACAGCAGAAUAUGCCGAGCCAAUGGGAACUACAGAUGAAGAAUUAUUUGCAGCAGCUUAUCAUAGACUGGUACAUUCCCCGUCCUUGGAACCAAUUUUACAGGCUGAACACAAAUUUGGAAAAGAUGUAACAGAAGUCAUUAAUAUGAGAGACAAAGACUACAAUCAACUUACUCAAAAACAAACAGAGGAAAUGCAGUUAGCGGUAGAAACUUUAGAAGCUGGUUCAACUGAAAAGUCAAUUAAUGACAUGGCUGGACGUCAUUUUGAAGAACAAAGCUUACUGCAAGGUCAUUGGGGAUCAAAAGUGGAUGCUUUAAAACUUGAACAAAGGCGUCAGUACAGAAAUUGGAUAAUGAGGUUACUAGAAGAGCAGCAGACAAACAUGUUGCCGACUCCAGUUGAAUCACCUAUGGUUCCUGUACCACCACUUGGUCCAGGAUUUGAAAAUUUUGUCAAAAAUGAUGACAAGAGUACAUCUGAUUAUCAACAAUUAGAAGAAAGUUUUACGAUUCAUUUAGGUUCUCAAAUGAAACAAAUGCACAAUAUUAGAAUAUUAACAGGGGAUGUUUUAGACUUCUGUAGAACGAAAAACUGUGAUUCCGAAAGUGCUGAUCCUACUCCACAGAGAUUACAGACUGCUUUAGGGCUAUAUUCAAAUGAUUUAUGUGGGCUUGUGCUAUUAAGUGAUAAUCACUUAGGAAGUUACUCUGGAGUCACAAAAGAACUUGUUUCAAUAUCACAAUUAACAGCAGAGUUUCAUUUUCCACCAAUUGAUGAGCAGAUUGAAAAAAUAAGAGAAGAUGUUAAAGAUGCAAUUGCUUGGAGACAGGCUCAUCACAAAGAAGAUAACGAUCUACAGCAAACGAAAAAAACAACUUUAAGUAAGACUUUGCAAACAGGUGAUGUAUUUAUUACAAGGCAUUCUAAUUUAGCGCAAGUCCAUGUUGUAUUUCACAUGGUGGUUAAUGAUUCAUUACGAUCGGGAGAUAUCAACUCGAGACAUCCGGCAAUCUUAGGAUUAAGGAAUAUUUUGAAAACGGCUUGUUGUAAUGAUGUGACAACAUUGACAAUACCUGUUCUUUUAGUGCACGAAAUGACAGAAGAUAUGACAGUAGCAUGGUGUACAAAAAGAGCAGAACUUGUAUUUAAGUGUGUAAAAGGCUUUAUGAUAGAAAUGGCUUCAUGGGGAGGCGCUGAAUUGAAAAAUUUACAAUUCCUUGUACCAAAGGGAAUGUCUGAAGAAGUCUUUGGUACACUUGCAACUAUGCUUCCAAGCAUAUUCAGAGUAUCAAAUCCGCUGGUUUUCAAAGCUACUAGCAUACCACAAACUCCUAAAAAGUGAUAUUGAAAAGAAAACUAAAUGAUGUGAAAUUUUGCAAUUAUUGAUGUAAAAAUAUAUUAUUUAUACAAUAGUAUACAUUUUAAAAAAUACAAAAAGAAUUACAAUUUUAAUUGUUUAUAAAAAUGA
Nasonia vitripennis (jewel wasp) is the source of this 2508-nucleotide messenger RNA. Its product is annotated as protein C12orf4 homolog. The transcript has 9 exons. The record is from RefSeq and is a predicted model, not a curated record. Gene Ontology annotation, cellular component: cytoplasm. Lineage: Eukaryota; Metazoa; Arthropoda; Insecta; Hymenoptera; Pteromalidae. Bases 697 to 2382 code for a protein of 561 amino acids.